Ziziphus jujuba (common jujube) is the source of this 3118-nucleotide messenger RNA. RefSeq lists its product as uncharacterized. The record is from RefSeq and is a predicted model, not a curated record. The coding region runs from base 469 to 2550 and encodes 693 amino acids. Gene Ontology annotation, cellular component: cytoplasm; nucleus. Lineage: Eukaryota; Viridiplantae; Streptophyta; Magnoliopsida; Rosales; Rhamnaceae. Gene Ontology annotation, molecular function: poly(A) binding. Gene Ontology annotation, biological process: mRNA processing; regulation of mRNA stability. The transcript is spliced from 9 exons.
AAUAAUAAUUAUCCCAAAAAACGGAAACAAAAUGCUGCAUACUCGCACAUUGGGGGGAGUCGGCAGACACUGAUAUUACCUUGAAAACCCUCAAAUUAAAUUUAGUUUCUGAUUCCCAGUCUUUACCCGGCGAUUUCGUCCCCUGGGCUUCCUUUCCAUGAAACCAAAGCGAAUUAAAGCCAAAAACCUAAUCUCCCAACCUACACUUUCCGUCACUUUCCAGAGAAAAUUUCCCCCUAAAACCGACCCUAUCUAACACCUUUGUCGCAUCGGACGAGUUCGAUAACUCGUUCUCUUUUCCUUCGUCUUCUGAACCAGGGGUUAGGGUUCGUGCGAGAUCGCGAUUCGGAAGGGAGGGGUUUUAGGUUUAUAUCUGGUGGUGGUUGUUUGGUAAAGGUUCGAUUAGGGUUUUAUUUGUUUUUCCAAAAAAAAAAAUAAAAAAAAAUUGUUGAGUGCAAAGCAUUGGAGAUGGGAAGCGUCGAUCGUUCAGAUGAUCGGGCUUUUAGGGUUAAUUUCACGGACGAUGGAGCAGCCAAGUUGAGGGAUAAGGUGAUGCACAAGCUUAAAGAGUUCAUGGGGGAUUACACUGAUGAAACUCUUGUGGAAUAUGUGAUUGUAUUACUAAGGAAUGGCAGACGCAAAGUAGAAGCAAGGAAUGAGUUAAAUGUGUUUUUGGGGGAUGACACUGAUUCUUUUGUAUCUUGGUUGUGGGAUCACUUGGAUUCAAACUUAGAUUCAUAUGUACAUCCUGAGGAAUCUUAUGUGAAUGAGGUGCUUAAAACAAAGCCUGCAGCAGAUGAUUCUCAUCGUGUGGAUUCUGAGUCUGAAAGAGUAAAGACGAGUAAGGAAUCAAAUAGCCGCCAUAGAAGGGAAUGGAAAGGGCUAGUGAGAGAUGCAGAUGAGCCCCCUCCUCUUAGGAGUUCUGUGGUUGAAAAGAUUCAUUUGGAGGAAAAACCUCAUCAAAGACGAAGAGUAAGAACCGAUCAUGGAAAGAGAUCUCCUUCCCCUCGAUCAGUGGGCCUGAGGAAAAGGAGUCGGCCUGAUGACCAAGAGAAUAUCAAGAGGGAGGCAUCUCAAGUGAACAUUGUUGCCCCUCGACGGCUUCUUCAAUUUGCAGUGCGCGAUGCAGUGGCAACAUCAAGGCCGUCUAAUUCAGUGACAGAGCCCACAUUGAAGCGUCUUCGUUCUGUUGUUUCCACCACCAGUGUUGACUCACCAGUAGCUGAGCGUCCUGUACGACUUCAGUCUGUUGCUAGAGUGCCAAAUCCAAUGGCAACUGUAAUCAGAGCUGUGGCAGAAGCUGCUGAAGAUGUAACAAGGGUUAAAUCCUCGGGGAGUGUGUUUGACAGGUUAGGCCGUGGGAUGGAUGUGUCAGAGAACAGUGGCCAAAUUGCAUCAUAUGGAGAUGCCACUUUUGUGGAUGAUGAAUUUACAGAUAUUAACCAAAUUCACAAGCAAAGACGAUCCAUAUAUCUCCAAAGAAGUGACCAUACUGGGAAGUAUGGAGACGAUAUGACUAUGUUGGAAAAUGAAGUUGGUUUGGUUUCUGAUUCUACAUAUGAGAAUGAUGGAUAUGAUGAUGCCAAUCUUAUAGACCAUAGAGUUACUGAUGUUUCUCAAACUGGGACAUCGGGUGGAAAGAAGGGUGAAAAUUCUAUAAUGCAGUACAGUGUAGCUAAGAAUGCUGAUGAUAUUAUGCGGGUAACACGAAAUAAAGAUCAGGGUCAGCCUGCAAAUGCUUCACAAAAGAUUGUGAACAUUUCUAUGAAUGUGAAUACUCGAAAGCCACCCCCAUAUCAGGAUCCAAGGGAUGUUGCAGAAGUGGAUGGCUGGAAAUCCAUACAGAAGGCUGAGGAAGGAGCUUCCAAGCCUGGUGCACUAGCCAUGAAGGAGAACAACAACCCUGUAACUGUUAAUGGAAAUGCAAAACCUGCUGCAGCUUUUCAGAAAGAGUCUCAAAAGGCACUGUCAUCUUCUACUGGUUCUUAUGCUUCUGGUCGUCCUUUAGAGGAUGCUGAUUCUCGAACUCUCUUUGUUAGCAAUGUCCAUUUUGCUGCUACAAAAGAUAGUCUUUCUCGACAUUUUAAUAAGUUUGGGGAAGUUCUAAAGGUGGUUAUAAUUACUGAUGCAGCUACAGGGCAACCAACAGGGUCAGCUUAUGUAGAAUUCAUGCGGAAGGAGGCUGCAGAUAAUGCACUAUCUCUUGAUGGAACCUCAUUUAUGUCGCGGAUUCUCAAGGUAGCGAGAAGAAGCGCUGCACAUCAGGAAGCCACUUCUAUCAUGACAUGGCCACGAAUUGCUCGAGGCUCUCCAUUUUCCACAGCAAGGUUUUCUAGAAGCCCUUUUCCAAGAGGUAUCCCUGCUGCAUUUAGGCCUCGUCCCCUUAUCAGACCUGGUGCUAGGAGCAUGCAAUGGAAGAGGGAUGCCCAGGCCCCUCCAGGUGAAAGUGGUGCUCUGUUAUCUGGCAAUACUGUUCUUUCAUCUGCUGCACGCGGUCUCACCUAUGUCCGUACAGAACCUAAACCAGAAGCCAAUUCAGGUACUUCUUAGUUGAAGAAUCUGAUAUUUCCAAGGAGCCUGGUUGAUUAAUCCUUCCAAAUUGAAUGCUCAAUGGUGGUUCAAAUCCAAGAAAUUUUCUAUAGCGGAAUAUUGUUUGGCACAUGCUGAAGAACUCUGUCCAAGUUCUAGAAAGGUCCUUAGGAGUGACGGCGGAAGGUUUCAAUUCUUUUUGUCAGUUUGUCUGGGUUUUCUGUGUUGAUCUUUUUCUGUUUUAUUUUUUGGCUGGGGGGCGGUGAAAGGCGGUGGAGUUUUGGUAAAUCUGAGAGAAAAGAGUAGGGAAAUUAUUUUGGAUCGAAUUCAUAGCUGCUAGGAAUUUAUUUUCCAAUUUUAUAUGCUCUCUAGAUAAAAAUUGUGAAUAGUGGAUGGAUAGAUGGUUUAUUUACUGAGGGACAACAAUAACAUCAUUGGUGUUUUUGUAAUUUUAAAUUUUCCAGUAAGGGAAAAAAAAAAAAAAAAAAAAAAGAGAACGUAAAAAGAAAAGAUGAAAAAAAAAAGAAAAAAAAGAGCAGAAAAUGAGAAAAGUUGACGUUUCAUCAAAUUUUGAGUCCUCUUCUAGUUA